Molecule: messenger RNA, 626 nt
Organism: Kockovaella imperatae
Lineage: Eukaryota; Fungi; Basidiomycota; Tremellomycetes; Tremellales; Cuniculitremaceae
Exons: 3
Coding region: 92-520 (142 amino acids)
Source: RefSeq, a predicted model, not a curated record
CACCAUCUAAUAAGGGGAAAGGGUGUCUCGUCUGGCAGUGAAGCAUCCUUAAUUGGAUGAGCAGUUCUGCUUGAUCCCCCAUGAUCGCAAAAUGACAGAGACGGUCGAGAAUGCACCACAGCCAGAGAAACAACAAGCCGGAGUAGAUACGAAAGAAGAGGGCGCUGUUGUUGCCACAGCGCCCGGAGAGGGGGAGUCGGCUGGGGCUACAAGGGACCCAUUAGCCGCAGUCGAAGUGGCAAAGACUGAACGAGUCAUUGAAGAUGGUACAGCCAGCAACGAUGGAGCGAGCGAGGAUGAAGUAGAGGGACUGGUGGAGGAUGGAGAUAAGCUCUCCGAGGAGGUCGAAAGCGCUCUGGAGACUGUCGAUCAUGCCCCGCAGGCCGACAACGCCCAACCAACCACGGAGAUGCAAACGGAUCGACCCGCAGACAGUACCGAGGACGAUAAGCGGGAUGAGACAGACCCAUCUUCCGAGAUCCCGACGACUGUCGCUCAGCAACAUCCCCAGUCCCCAUAGGUAACACAUCAUCUCGCUUAUUGUCAACCAAACUCAAUACCAUUCCCUCUUCCAAAUCCUCGACAUCCCCUGGACCUUCUACACCUGGAUCGAUAGGGUCCAGCGC